AUGAAGCUCAAAGACAUCUCCCGUACGGCUACCUUUGCUUGGGAUCUCACCUCCUCAGCCUCGCCCUUGUUAGCUACAGGAGCAGUCGCCGGUGCUCUUGACGAAAGCUUCAGUAAUGAGAGUCAACUGGAAAUAUGGCAGCCUGAUUUCGGCAAUGUUCAGGGGAUCAAGCUGGGAGGUCAAGGAAGCGGUCCUCAAGGCAGCAUCACAGUUGGUAGCCGAUUCAACCGACUAGCAUGGUCCUCAUCUCUGCCACAAUACACCCGAGGAGUUUUGGCUGCUGGAAUGGAAACGGGCGAGGUGAACGUUUACGACCCCCACAAGAUAUUGAACGCUGCCGCAGCGGAGGAGUCCCGAAUCUUCUCCAGUGACAGACAUACAGGGCCCGUGAGAGGCUUAGACUUCAAUCCGAUCCAGAAGAACCUUCUUCUGACUGGAUCAGUCAACGCAGAGCUGUACAUAUACGACCUGAAUAACCCAGGGAGUGCGCCGGUUAUUCCUGGUCCUCCGUCCACAAAGCUCAACGAGAUCACCUCGCUGCAGUGGAACACGACCACUGCGCGUAUUUUUGCUGCAUCUUCUUCCUCAGGUUUCACCUCAGUCUGGGAUGUGAAGGCUGGUAAGGAGAUCGUCAGCUUGCAGUACGGCGGUGGUGCUGCCAAAGGUACAGAAGCUUUUGGUGGGAUGACAGGUCUUCAGUUAGGCAAGAGACGAGGAAUGAGUGAUGCCACUCGACUAAUCACUGCCUCGGAGGACGACGAGUCGCCUAUCAUCAUGUUAUGGGAUCUUAGGAACACUCGAGCACCUGAACGAAUACUGAACGGUCAUCACAAAGGUGUCCUUUCUGUCUCAUGGUGCAAGCAAGAUGCCGAUUUGCUUCUCUCUUGUGGAAAAGAUAAUCGUACUCUCUGCUGGAACCCUCAGACCGGAGAGAUCAUCGGUGAAUUACCCGCCAGCAGUGAUUGGUCGUUCCAAACCGCCUGGUGCCCCCGUAAUCCUGAUCUCCUGGCCACAGCAUCCUUCGAUGGUCACAUCGGUAUACAUUCCCUUCAAACGACCCAAGUUUCCUCACAGCAAUCCCAGGAUUUGAAUGACGCUGUCACGGCGGACGACGUCUUCGGGGCGUUGGGGAAGCAAGAGCGCGAGGAUGAGACUGUCAACGUUUUGUCUCUCAAGCAACCAGCAAAAUGGCUUCGACGUCCCGUCUCUGCUUCUUUCGGCUUCGGCGGUACUCUCGCGAGCACAUCGAACCUUCCCGGGGCAUCUGGGAAGCACCAAAGUGGGGUGGUUCAUUUGCGUACUAUAGUCACAGAGGAGGAGAUCAUCGAUCUCAGUGAUACGCUCAGUCAAAUCACCGGUGACAAGGAGAAGGUAGAAGAGUUCUGCGAGAGACAGGCAAGCCGACCAGGAGCGGCUUUGGCCUGGAAGACGUUACGAACGAUUUUCAAGGCGAAGUCGAGACAAGAAUUACUUGAAUUGUUGGGUUUCUCCAAGGAAGAAGUGGAACGACAAGUUGCGGAGGCGAUGAAGAAGUACGGCGUAGGAAAGCUACCUGCCUUGAAUGGGGAGAUGGAACCGACUAUCUCCAUAUCUCAGCCGGAUCUGGAGUCUGAAAAUGGAGGGGACGAUGACGACACUCCUCCGGCGUCUGCUAAGUCAGAGGCAACCCCUUCGGAACCAUCCGUAGCGUCGCCCACCUCCAAAGGUGCAGAGUCUGUGAAGGACUCGGAAAGUGGACUGUUCCCUGACGAUGCGCCAGGGACACCUGCGGCGGCAGCUGCCGAUUUCUUCUCUUCGAUGUCUUCGAGUGUUCUGCGCAAUCCUCUUCUUGACCACAUCAUCCCUCACAGGCAGCCCGAUGUACCAGAUUCUUCCAUCGCAGCGACGGUCGGGAGUCGGCCGUCUUCGGUCCGUUCAGAAGCCAUUCAAGAGAACACUUUCAGAAUCUACCCAUCAGGGGAGAGUGACAUUGACAGGCUCGUAACUCAAGCCUUGGUCGUUGGCGACUUCCAAUCCGCUGUCGACAUUUGCCUUGCGACCGAACGAUAUGCCGAUGCACUACUGCUGGCUGUCCGUGGUGGUUCCGACCUUCUCGCUUCCACUCAAAAAGCCUAUUUCGCCAAGCGUACCGGCAAGGUCCCAUUCCUUCGUAUCUUCCAAUCUAUCAUCACCGAAGAUCUGAUCGACAUUGUGCAAAAUGCCGACUUGACAGAGUGGAAGGUGGCUUUUGCUGUCAUUGCGACUUUUUCCAAGGACGCGGAGUUUCCUGGUCUGGCAGAACAGCUAGGUCAAAGGUUGCAAUAUAGAUGGCAGAUGCUCGCCGGUUCGGACUCUCCUGAGGCUAAAACGUCCUCCAGGACUGCUAGAGAGGAUGCGACUUUCUGCUACCUCGCCGCACGUCGACUGGAGAAGCUCAUUCCCAUCUGGGUGGACGAACUGCAUGAAGAGGAAGAAGCGUCCGAAAAGACGAAAUAUUCAGCUCAUGCUCAUGCCCUCCAUGGAUUCAUCGAGAAAGUCACGGUCUUUGCCGUUGGAAGUGGCUAUGUGGAUGAAGAUCUUAUGCGACCCACGGAAAAUGUGGAAACUGCAGAGGCUGGUGCUAGGUCGUACAAGCUAUCAGCGCUUUAUGAUCGAUACUACGAAUACGCAGAUCUGCUGGUGAAUCAGGGUCUUGUGGAGCUCGCCGCGAGAUAUGUUCAAAUGACACCACCGGAUUAUAAGGGUACAGGAACUGCGAGUGAGCUGGACAAAGCUCGAGAUAGGAUACUACGUGCUGCAAGCGAAGCACCAUCUGCUUUGACGGCCGCAUCUCAAAUCGUCAAGCCAGUCGUUGCCACUCAGACCGCACCGGUGCCAAGUGUACCAUCAUAUGUUCCUCCCACACCGACUCAAGCUACCUAUUCUACUUCAGCUUACACGGCUCCUCCGGCCCCAACCACAAACUCUUUUCCAGCAACAUCCGCGGCAUAUGCUCCAUCUCAAUCCCUCGGAUAUCAGCCCGCGCCUCAGACAUACGCUCCAGCCGACGCUAGUCCGUAUGCGCCUUCAGGAUACCAACCUUCUUCUUAUGCCAACGGAUAUGAUCCCCAGCCUCAAGGAUAUGGUGUACCCACCGGUGGGAUGUAUAACGCUACUCCUCAACAUUCCAACAACCUUGCCCCUCCUCCUCGCGCCGGUAGCGUUACCGGUCCAACUACUAACCCAUCACCUUCCCCUCUCCCCGCAGCACAGCGAAGAGAUAUGCCAGGAUGGAACGACGCUCCGAGUCUUUCAGGUCCCCCGAAGCGUCCUCAAAGUGCUAUGAAAGAUGCCAGCAAGCCUGCGCCCAUCAUGUCUCCCUUCCCAAUGUCGGAAUCUGCACCCUUGUCAACGCCGUCCGGACCUCCCAUGUCGACUCUCAGUCCCCCUCCUCGAGGUCAACCUGGUGUCUUACCUCCACCACCUAAGGGGGGUCCAAGACCUCCUUCCGCCCAAGCUGUAGCUCAUGCUGCUCAACAACAACGACAACCAUCUGGCCCUCCUCAAAUACGCCCACCGCCACAAGUACGUCCCCCUCCUUCAGGAGUGAGAGCAGGUCCUCCUCCUGGUACUUUAGCUGGUCCACCACCUCAACGGGUAUUAUCGCCAUUAGGACCUCAAGGUCGUAUGGCCAGUCCACUUGCUCAGUCUGUCCGUCCUCCUCCGACGGUGGGACAAAUGUCUGCGGGACCUCCACCAGGUCACGGUCAGAGAAUCGCAGGACCUCCUCCACCUGGUAGAACAUCCUCGGUGGUUUCUGCUAGACCUCCAAGUGUACCACCUGCACCGGCGGCUCCUGUAACCCCGGCGAAACCCACUUAUCCUCCGGGAGAUAGAACUCAUAUUUCUUCCGAAGCCAAACCGAUCUACGAGGUACUUUCAGUUGAGAUGGUUCGGGUCAAAGGGAUGAACGUUCCUCCGCAAGUGAAGAAGAUUGUGGAGGAUACAGAGAGAAGGUUGAAUAUCUUGUUUGACGGGUUGAACAAUGAUACGGUACCUAAAGAGGCGGUUGAGCAGAUGUUACAGAUUUCGAAAGCUAUGAUGGCACGAGAUGCUAAUGGAGCAUUGGCGAUGCAUGUAGAACUCAUGACUAACGCUACCGGUGAUGUGACGGUAUGGGCCACUGGCGUACGUCAAUUGAUCCGUCUCGGUCUCGCGUGA
Messenger RNA from Tremella mesenterica DSM 1558, 4179 nucleotides. RefSeq lists its product as uncharacterized. The transcript is spliced from 9 exons. Bases 1 to 4179 code for a protein of 1392 amino acids. Gene Ontology annotation, biological process: endoplasmic reticulum to Golgi vesicle-mediated transport; intracellular protein transport; endoplasmic reticulum organization. The record is from RefSeq and is a predicted model, not a curated record. Gene Ontology annotation, cellular component: COPII vesicle coat; endoplasmic reticulum exit site. Gene Ontology annotation, molecular function: structural molecule activity; protein binding. Lineage: Eukaryota; Fungi; Basidiomycota; Tremellomycetes; Tremellales; Tremellaceae.